UAGUCGUCCAUCAUAAAUUCAGUUUAACUCCAAAGGGGGCGGGACCUACAACCAUUGAUUGACAGCCACGCUUAACUUCCAAACUUUUUUUUAUUAAGAACAAUGGCGGCACGGGAGGUGCAUGGAUCAAUCGUUUUGUCUGGACAGAAACUUUCCAUACAGCAUAAGACUGGACGCUUCCACUGUCCUGUCUGUCGUUUUCAAACUGGACAGGAGGCUGAGGCAAAAGCACACAUUGUUUCGCAUUUAAAUAUAUUUGUUGACUAUAAAGGUGUCAGAGUAUACAAAUGCCACCAACACUGUAGGGCAUCGCCACAUUUCCAUUGCCCAGGCUGUAAGAAUACUAGAAUAAGGAGAAAAGAUUUCUUGACUCACUUAUCGAACUGCCCUGGCAGUGUCAACACACCAAGCCCUGGCAGUGUCACCAUACUAAGCCCUGGCAGUGUCAACACACCAAGCCCUGGCAGUGUCACCAUACUAAGCCCUGGCAGUGUCAACACACCAAGCCCUGGCAGUGUUACCAUACUAAGCCCUGGCAGUGUCUACACACCAAGCCCUGGCAGUGUCGCCAUACUAAGCCCUGGCAGUGUCAACACACCAAGCCCUGGCAGUGUCACCAUACUAAGCCCUGGCAGUGUCACCAUAGCAGGCCCUGGCAGUGUCAAGACACCCAUCCAUGGCAGUGUCACCAUACCAAGUCCUGGCAGUGUCAACACACCAAGCCCUGACAGUGUCAACACACCAAGCCCUGACAGUGUCAACACACCAAGCCCUGGCAGUGUCACCAUACUAAGCCCUGGCAGUGUCAACACACCAAACCCUGGCAGUGUCACCAUAGCAGGCACUGGCAAUGUCAAGACACACAACCAUGGCAGUGUCACCACACCAAGUCCUGGCAGUGUCACCACACCAAGUCCUGGCAGUGUCACCACACCAAGUCCUGGCAGUGUCACCAUACUAAGCCCUGGCAUUGUCUUCACACAAAGCCCUGGCAGUGUCGCCACACCAAGCCCAGGCAGUGUCAGCAUACUAAGACCUGGCAGUGUCACCAUACCAAGCCCUGGCAAUGUAGAGGAGCAACCUGGCAGUCUUCUUUGCAAGAAUGUGAUCCAGAGACCUGCAAGAGUUAAUACAUUAAGCCAAAGGAUUGUAGAGUGUCCUCACUGCAAUAUGUCUAUGCAUCGGAAAAAUCUGAAGCGCCAUGUGCAAAGAAGACAUUCUGAGUUCCCAGACAUCACAAAACAAUGCCACUUACAGAGUCUGCCUAUUGACCCGCAAUCAGGCAUUUAUGUGGUGGCAAAGGCAUUUUGUGGACCUCCUAUUCCUAUUCACAUCAAAUAUAGUUUUCAGGGCCCAAAACAGCACACAGAGUGUGUAGGGUUGGAAAAUUAACUAACUAAUUUCUGUUACAACUCCCAUUUCUUUGUGAAAACAGUUCUGUUGCAUUCCAAGACAUACAGAGGGUGCUGAUAGUGAUCUAUCAGCCUAUAAAAAUAAAUAAAGUAAAUAGUCACAAGUUGAGUACAGUCGGGGUUAAAAGUGGUCAGUCUAAAUGUAUCUGGUCUGGUUCUAGUCACAUGGUCAGGGAAGGAAUAAAAGUUUGUAACUUUUGCACUGGGCUUUUCUUUCUUUUCUCUGACUUCUCUCUGGGCUCUACUCUUGGGCAGCAUGGUCAUAGGCCAUCCUAGCUCUCAAUGGCCUCUUUACAGUCUCUCUCUUUCCAUCUUUUGUUCUCUUCCCCAUAGGUAGUAUGCAUUCUGGUUUCAUACAUUUAAUAUGUAACCUUUG
This is a messenger RNA of Xyrauchen texanus (razorback sucker), 1788 nucleotides long. Its product is annotated as mucin-2-like. The transcript has 3 exons. Bases 103 to 1392 code for a protein of 429 amino acids. The record is from RefSeq and is a predicted model, not a curated record. Lineage: Eukaryota; Metazoa; Chordata; Actinopteri; Cypriniformes; Catostomidae.